AUGCACAAGAUCACAGUCGUCAAUCAAAACGUUGUCAAAACUCAGAAAUUUGACUCAGGGGAUUUCGAAUUCACAGAACAUGCAACUGGCAAACAACAAAACAUGCUGUUGAAAACGAAAGCGAAAGGUGAUAUGUGUAACACUACUGAUUGCCAUUGCCUCCGUGAUCGUUAUUUGCAUUUUAAUACCGACAAAACAGCAGCAGCAACAACAACGGGAACUAGAACAGCAACAGCGACAAUAACUGGAACGGAACCAGCAACAACAACAUUUAUGCCAGGCCCAAUAUCAAUGGCUGCUGUUGACAGACACGUCUAUGGUGUGUGUAAUACAUCUGCAGGUGCAGAUAGCGUCGCAGCAAAUGCUGGUGAGUGGCGGUGUCAAUAUAUGGCAAGAGAAUCUCCAGACAAAGCAUGUGAUGGUUAUGUAUCGACGAAGUAUCUCAGCUUUGGAUCAUGCCAUAGUGGGGGUGAAGGUCCUACUUGUGGGACGGGUACGGGUUUUUAUCUUGAAUUAAGCCGUGGUCCAACACUGGUGAAUGGAAUGAAAGUUUGCACAGCUGAUGAUUUCGAGCAACGCGAUCCAAUUCAUGCAUCAUUAGAAGGAAGUAGUUUGUCAGGAAGAGAUCUUUCUCUUGGCAGUAGCUGGACUCUUCUGUACGGUGGUUCCAGUGGACUUGAGACAGAUCCUGGUCGAAAAAAAUGUGGACCACUGCAACUUUUUAAUAACACUAAAGAAUACAGAAGUUAUCGAUUUCUAGUGUCUGCCAAACGAAACAUAUCAAAUUGUGUUCAGUAUUCUGAAGUGCAAUUAUACAGUCUGUGA
Adineta ricciae is the source of this 825-nucleotide messenger RNA. Lineage: Eukaryota; Metazoa; Rotifera; Eurotatoria; Adinetida; Adinetidae. The record is from the annotation of a GenBank genome assembly.